UUAGGUCCUAAGUUAUUUGUGAAACCCAGUUCCAAGUCUAAUAGAAAUUUGAUUACAAACGCCAUCAGUCAUUGUUGUCUAGCUGGUAUUGUUAAUAAUGACGUGAAAAAUAAAGUUUUAGAGGAGCUUGCUCGAUCCUCAGCGAAACAUUUUAUCAUUUUAUUCCGUGACGCUGGGCUGCAGUACCGUGGUGUUUACACGUACGAACCAGAGACGGAAGAAGUUUUUAAAUUAAUUGGCACUGGUCCUAGAUAUUUAAAUAAUAGAUCACUUGAAAAAUAUUAUAAAUACAAUUCUGGAAGCAAGAGUUUUAGUGAAAUCACCUCCACCAAGCAUCUGUCUGUGUCCAUUGACGCCAUAGUUCCUGUUAGUACAGUCUGGAAGUCUUCAAAACCAACAGCUAUGAGAAGAUAG
Lottia gigantea (owl limpet) is the source of this 414-nucleotide messenger RNA. RefSeq lists its product as hypothetical. Lineage: Eukaryota; Metazoa; Mollusca; Gastropoda; Lottiidae. Gene Ontology annotation, molecular function: calmodulin binding; microtubule minus-end binding. The annotation marks the transcript as partial. Gene Ontology annotation, biological process: cytoplasmic microtubule organization; negative regulation of microtubule depolymerization. The transcript is spliced from 3 exons. Gene Ontology annotation, cellular component: microtubule minus-end. The record is from RefSeq and is a predicted model, not a curated record.